Hemibagrus wyckioides is the source of this 1209-nucleotide messenger RNA. RefSeq names its product troponin T type 2b (cardiac) (gene tnnt2b). The transcript has 11 exons. Gene Ontology annotation, biological process: regulation of muscle contraction; sarcomere organization; cardiac muscle contraction. Lineage: Eukaryota; Metazoa; Chordata; Actinopteri; Siluriformes; Bagridae. Gene Ontology annotation, molecular function: tropomyosin binding; troponin C binding; troponin I binding. Bases 16 to 852 code for a protein of 278 amino acids. Gene Ontology annotation, cellular component: troponin complex. The record is from RefSeq and is a predicted model, not a curated record.
UAGUUGGGUGUGGGAAUGGAUAUAUUUUCUGGCUGUAAAGGAAGACUGCUAUCCCACUGUGCUAUCUGCUGUUUUUGCACUGAGGAGGUUGAGGAAAAGAAGGAGCAGGAGAUAAAGGAGGAGGAGGAUGCUUCAGCUAAUGCUAAUAAUUCAAGUGUGGCCAUGGAACAUGGAGAGGAAGAAGAGGCAAAACCAAAGCCAAAAAGUUUUCUUCCACCCAUGGUGCCUCCCAAAAUACCGGAUGGGGAGAAAGUUGACUUUGAUGAUAUCCACCGUAAGCGCAUGGAGAAGGACCUGACAGAGCUCCAGUCCCUAAUUGAGUCACACUUUGAGAAUCGCAAAAAAGAAGAGGAGGAAUUAAUCGCCCUAUCCAAUAGAAUGGAAAAACGACGAGCAGAAAGAGCAGAGGAGCAGAGAAUCCGCGCAGAAAAAGAACGAGAGCGUCAGAACAAGCUGGCAGAAGAAAGGGCACGGAAAGAGGAAGAAGAAGCAAAGAAAAAAGCUGAGGAUGAUGCCAAGAAAAAGAAGGUUCUGACUAGUUUACAGUUCACCGGAUACAUGCAGAAGACAGACAAGCGAGGAGCACCAAGGAAACAAACAGAGAGAGAGAAGAAAAAAAAGAUUCUUAGUGAGCGGCGUAAGGAGCUCACCGUUGAAGACCUGAAUGCUGAGCAGCUCAGAGAGAAAGCCAGUGAACUUUGGAAGUGGAUGUACCAACUUGAGGCAGAGAAAUAUGAACUACAAUACAAAUAUACACGUCAGAAAUACGAGGUCACUGUUCUGAGAAACAGGGUCAGCGACCACCAGAAAAAUACCAAAGGGCCCAGGAGCAAGAGAGGUUUGAGAAAAUAGAAGGUCGUCACCAGUGAAACGUGCCAAUGUGGAAAAUGUGGCCUUUAUUCAUGACCUUCUAGAGAACAAACAUGGUGGUCUCAGGCACAAUUAAGAUAAAAAAGUGUAGAAAGAAACUGGCAUAUGAUUACAUUUGAUUCCAAGAAAUGUAUAUUCUUCGUAAAGAUAAUUUGUUUUUUUAAAUUUAGUAAUAGGUUCACAGACCUAAAUCUUAAUCUAAACAACUUGUGCAGCUUCUGAUCAUAAGAACUUCACUAGUUUGACAAGUGUGACCAUAUUCAUAUUAGUAACUACACAUCCAUAAUUACAGUUGAACCAGUUCAACAAGAAACCAAUAAAUCAUAUUGAAAGGUGUUA